CUAAUAUUGAUAUCAGAAAAGGACUCAUGACUUUUGAAUACAAUGAUCAGAAAGGAAAAGUGCCUAUUAAAUUUAUCCAUGGUGAUAGAGGAGAACCGAUAUUUGAUGAAACUACCUCUGAAGAAGAUGAAUCAGAAGAAGAUUCAGAAAGUGAAUUUGAAAAACAGUAUUUGGAGAAGAAGACUUUUCUCAUGUGGCAACAUGACGAUUGGGAUACUGUAACUCCCAGACAACAAGAAUUCCAAGAUGAUGAUAGUGUUGAAAUCAUUACAAAAGAAGCCUGGACUCCUAUUGCAACUCCAAAACGAAAUUUAAGAGAUGUUGACUUUGGAGAUAUACCUUCACAAAUUAUCCGAAGUGUUAAAUGGACUUAUGAAGUACAAGCCUAUCAGGAAGGAAUCAAGAUCAAAUGGAAGAAAUAUACUUGGAAAGAUUUCAAACGACUUGACAAGAAAUUUACUCAAUCUUGUAAUUGGAAUAACUGA
Messenger RNA from Racocetra fulgida, 485 nucleotides. NCBI's taxonomy places the organism in Eukaryota, Fungi, Glomeromycota, Glomeromycetes, Diversisporales, Gigasporaceae. The record is from the annotation of a GenBank genome assembly.